UGAACCGGGAACCAGGAAAUGAACAAACCUCUUCUUACUGAAAACCCAGCGGGCUCCCUGGGAAACGAGCAAGCGCCAUGGGAAACCGGCUAUGCUGCGGGGGAAACUGGAGUUGCACAUCCAUUUUCCAGAAGAAAAACAAAGCAGAGAGCCAAGUAAGACGCACAUCAAAGCAUCAGCAGCAAGAAGAGCUGCAGAAGAAUGGCACCAAGGGCCAUGAAACCACUGGACACACAUAUGAGCGAGUGUUACAACAGUCUGUAUCUCAAAGGAGAAGUCAAGCCCUUACAUCAGACAGCGAUUUGCAUUAUGCGGACAUUCAAGUGUGCACCUCUAUCCAGUCUCGCUCAGCUAGCGAGGUCAAACACCAGCAUUUACAAACUGCUACAGAGUAUGCCACCCUUCACUUCCCCCAGGGGACACCACACUAUGACAGCAAGAAUGGGACCUUGGUGUGAACUUUGGGGAAGGUGGACCAGUCUCAUCAUUUUACCACUACUCCUAUGGGAAGUAAUCUUCUGCUUUGAGAAAUUGGUGACAGCCCAGGGAUGUUACCUACUUGAUUUUUUUUUAAAGUCCUUGUAAUGGUGUGUGUCCCUUGUCUCUCCCUAGGACUCUUUGUUACUGUUAGUUUGGAGUUGUGGUUAGAUUAGCUAUGAAUGGAUGGAUGGAUGGAGUUCCACACAGAAAGGUAGGAGUGUGCAGGAGGUGGGUCUUCAACCCCUCCAGCAUUGCUUGGGCUCCCAAGUGCAGAAGGAAAAGGGUCCUAUCUAUGCACGUGGGCUUCAUUUAAUGACUUCUUUUGUUCACAGUGAAUCCAGAGCUGAAGAAUGGCUCUGGAAAAGCAUUCUGAGCUUUUUGCACACAGCCCAGGGACUGGCUUGGGCAAUUUCCUUAGUAGCUGGCCCUAGGGUUCCAGACAAAUGAGGUCAAGGGUGAGGCAGAAAGCCUUCCAAACCACCGGCCCCAAGGACUUCAACUCAUUGAUACUAACAGCCCGGAGAUGCCUGGAAACUCCUUUGGAUGAACUGAUGUUAGUUCUUGUCACUCAAAGCCACUAGAAUCAAUA
Messenger RNA from Dipodomys ordii (Ord's kangaroo rat), 1069 nucleotides. Its product is annotated as chromosome unknown open reading frame, human C11orf52. Bases 78 to 458 code for a protein of 126 amino acids. The record is from RefSeq and is a predicted model, not a curated record. Gene Ontology annotation, cellular component: extracellular exosome. Lineage: Eukaryota; Metazoa; Chordata; Mammalia; Rodentia; Heteromyidae. The transcript has 4 exons.